Molecule: messenger RNA, 1425 nt
Organism: Odobenus rosmarus divergens (Pacific walrus)
Lineage: Eukaryota; Metazoa; Chordata; Mammalia; Carnivora; Odobenidae
Product: F-box/WD repeat-containing protein 12-like
Exons: 10
Coding region: 1-1425 (474 amino acids)
Molecular function (GO): protein binding
Source: RefSeq, a predicted model, not a curated record
AUGGAGCCGCAGCUUGGACUCCACGAGUUGCUGCACGUUUUCUCCUUCCUGGAGGCCCGAGACCUGCUCUCCGCCGCCCAGGUGGACAAGGUCUGGAAUGAAGUUUCAAGGACCAAGGAACUGUGGAGGCAGCUGUGUCUGAGACGCUGGUCAUCAUGUAAAGCCUCCCAGAUGACCUUGGGCACACAAACAUGGAAACAGUACUAUCUCUGCCGAUCUGAGCUGGAGUUCCGAAUUGAAUCUGGGCGGCCAGAGAAGGACUUCAUCUGCAAAGCCAUUGCUGGGCACAAUGGAGGCAUAGACGAGCUGGCCUACAUCUCAACCAACGAGUGCCGGUUUGAUGGGCAGGAGAAGUCGGUGGUGUGCACCGUGUCCUCGGACAGCACAGUGCGUGCCUGGGAUGUGCAGGAGGGCACAGAGAUCUGGUCAAGCCCCCUGCAGCCUGCUGCUCUGGUGAAUUUGGUGACCUACCCUCGGCUGCAGCUGGUCGUCACCGUGGACAAGCUGGGCCUGAUCAAGGUGUGGAAAGCGGAGAAUGGGAGGGAGUGGGCCUCCUUCUCCCUGCCUACGUACUCCUCUGCGUUGCAGGCCUGUGACCAUCCAGAGGGCCCCUUCCUGCUGGUGGCCUCUGCCGAGGGCAUCCUGUAUGCGCUGACCAUGCCCCAGCUGCAGCUGCUCUCCAGGACCAGUGUGUUUCCGAGCAGCCCCACCAGUCUCCUCUGCUCUCCUGACUGCCAGUGGGUGUUGGCUUCGACCCAGGACUCAGACUUGGGCCCAAAGGUGUUCUACACUCGCUCCCUACUCUGUCUGGUAGAGGAUGAACCUCCUGUCUCCACCACUCUCCCCAUCUGGCUGACUUCCAGAGCCUGCUGGGCCCCUGAUGAGACAGCCAGGCUGAUGGUGAUGCACAGAAACAAUGAUAGCAGGCAGCUGGCCAUCACCACCUACGAGCUGGGGGCCAAGCAGUCCCAGGAAGGAGUGGACGUUGUGGUACAACAGAUUGCAAGUUUCCUUCUGCCAGACACCAUGGCACCUCCUCACCUCAUGAAGGGCCAUGGCUCUCAGAUGAUCCUGCUGGUGUCGGGGUCGGAGCUGGUGCUCUUCACCAUCCAGGGCCUGCAGCUGGCAGCCUUCCAGGACCACCAGAAGCCUGUCACAUCCCUGUGGGUGGACCAGAGCCGAGUCCUCACUGCUUCCUUAGACCUCUCCCUGCGGGUCUACGUGUGGAAUAAGGAAAAUAAGUUUCCCGUCCUCAAGAGCUGCUAUCACCUGCUCGGGGGCUCCCACAGAUGGGCCAGUGGCUUCACCCAUGUGGAAAGUGACAGUACGAGCAUCGUGGGUGUGGAGGCCAGAGGCGUCGGGACGAGUAUCCUGAGGUCGUACUGCUUCAGCACGCGGCAUGGCUCAGAGGAUUGUGUCGAGUGA